AUGGAGCACUUCACCGUGCCGCGAAGCGCAUCAUCCUGCCCGUUCAUUAGACCCGUUCACUCUAAUGAUUCGCGCAGGCGCCCGUUCGUGAAUGUACGGGCAGGUGCAUCACCUGUCAGCAGGCAGUCUAUCGUGCGCCUUCGCGAAGUGACGAUGACAAAACUCAGGCACGUGUCGACGGACGUCGAAUUCACAUACAAAAACAACAACGACUACAGUCUUGAACUUACCCGUUGGUUCUUGAUGCCAAUCGGCAUUUGGCCACGAGCGAGCACAACCACAAGAGUGGAGAGGUUCUCGUCGCACGCGCAUAUUUUUACCUGCUCCGGCUUGAUAGCGAUCAUCGCAGUGCCGUGCUUGUUAUACGUGUCGUUGGAGGAGAAGGAUGUUCAAAUAAAAAUCAGCAUUUUCGGCCCGCUGAGCCACUGGUUUAUGGGCAUGAUUAAUUACUGGUUAUUGGUCGCGCACGGCGAUGACAUUCGGGAAUGUGUGCAACACAUGGAGAUGGACUGGAGACUUGUGCAGAAGAUCGAGGAUCAAGAGGUGAUGAUGCGACAAGCCAAGAUCGGUCGCUUCGUCUCCGGAUUUUGUGCAGUGUUCAUGCAGAGCGGCACAUUCCUCUUCGCCAUAGCCAAAUCAUUGACAACUACAAUCGUCGUCGUCGGCAAUGAGACUGUGUCGAUGCAUCCGAUGACUUGUCCGAUUUACACCAAGUUCAUCGACGUGAGAUUUAGUCCGGCGAAUGAGAUCAUGGUGGUUGUCCAGUUAAUUUCAUGUUUCGUUGUGAAUUCAGUCACAGUGGGCGCUUGCAGCCUCGACGCGGUUUUCGCUAUGCACGCGUACGGCCAACUGAACAUGCUGUUCUCAUGGUUGAACGGACUCGUCGUGGAUACAAAUAAUAAAAGGGAUCAGUCGGCGCAGCAAAGGUUGACCAUUAUCGUGGAGCAUCACUUGAGGGUGUUGAGUUUUAUAUCGCGUUUGGAGAGUCUUAUGCAAAAUAUCUGUCUUGUGGAAUUGUUGGGAUGUACGAUGAAUAUGUGUUUACUCGCAUAUUACUUUAUUACGAAUUGGGAUAUGUUUGACGCACCAAAAACAAUGUCAUAUGUCAUUAUAUAUCUGUCUAUGGCUUUUAACAUUUUUAUAUUUUGUUACAUUGGCGAAAUUCUUACGGACCAGUGCAAAAAUGUUGGUGAAAAGGUAUAUAUGAUUAACUGGUACGAAUUACCACAUAAAACUGCUGUUGAGCUUAUUUUGAUAAUAGCGCGAUCGAGUAACGUUAUCAAGAUGACUGCUGGAAAAUUAUUUCAAUUGUCUAUCGCAACUUUCGGUGAUGUUAUUAAGACUUCCGUGGUAUAUUUAAACAUGUUGCGAACUAUGACACCCUCAGUAUGA
Molecule: messenger RNA, 1392 nt
Organism: Dinoponera quadriceps
Lineage: Eukaryota; Metazoa; Arthropoda; Insecta; Hymenoptera; Formicidae
Product: odorant receptor 82a-like
Exons: 6
Coding region: 1-1392 (463 amino acids)
Biological process (GO): detection of chemical stimulus involved in sensory perception of smell; sensory perception of smell
Cellular component (GO): plasma membrane
Molecular function (GO): odorant binding; olfactory receptor activity
Source: RefSeq, a predicted model, not a curated record